Drosophila biarmipes is the source of this 1941-nucleotide messenger RNA. RefSeq lists its product as uncharacterized. The transcript has a single exon. NCBI's taxonomy places the organism in Eukaryota, Metazoa, Arthropoda, Insecta, Diptera, Drosophilidae. The record is from RefSeq and is a predicted model, not a curated record. Bases 80 to 1930 code for a protein of 616 amino acids.
AGUUCUAAAGUCUCUGAAACAAAUAUUCCUAUUACUGGAGGCUUAUUUACAGAUAAAAAAAUAUCUGUCAAUUGGAGAAAUGGCCAAAAUGUGGUUGCGAAUGAAAGCAUUGAUGUUGCUCACCGGAAUAUUCUUUAUGCUGUACUUUGGUCUUCAGCCCUUAACGGAAAUGGUUGAGCAAAAACCCCUAGUUUCCUCUCCAGAAGAAAUUGUGUUUGUCAACUCCUCUGAAUGUCAUAUCAGUGCACCUCUAAAAUCAGCGGCUUUCAAGUGUGCAAUUGAGCCUGUGAACAAGUUGCGAUGCCGCAGAAACCAAUUGAUAACUGCAGUCACCAAAGGUGGGAGUAAUUUUCUGGUGGCACGAAGGGCUCCCGAGGACUUGGACUGCACAUAUUGGCUAGGAUCUGCCAGGGAUUUUCCAAGUAAACGGUACCUGGACAGUGGAUAUUUCAAACUAAAAAGGGAUGAGAGCAGGGAAAUAAAAAUUGGAACUGGGCAACAGAUAGUUCGCAUCAAGUGCUCCAACAAUCUGAACAAAACCGAGUAUCAUGAUGUUCAUUAUUUCUUGCCGAACCCUGAUUUCGAUGGAAAACCCUCAAGGAGUCCUGAAAAAUUAUCCGUGAUGGUGCUGGGUAUCGACUCAAUUUCCCACAUGCACUUUCACCGAUACUUUCACUUCAUGAAGGGCUUUCUGGAAAAUCUUCCUCACAUAACAUUUUAUGGAUAUAAUCGAGUGGGUCUGGAUGCCUAUGGCAAUUUAAUGCCUUUUCUGAGUGGUUUGAGUGCUAAUGAAGUGGAUCCAGAACUGUCGGCCAGCGAGCAAUCUUUGCUCUGGAAAAUCUUUAAGAUGGAAGGCUAUAGCACAGCCUAUGGCGAGGAUAAUGCUCAAGGUAUCCUUACCCAUAAGAACGGGGAGUGGGGAAGUCCCUUGCAACCCAUUGAUUUUGAUCUGACCCCUGUGAUGCUGGAGAUAGAUAACCACACGCGCUAUAGCAUAGAUCUCAGGGAGAUGAUCCAUUGCACGGCAGGACGAAAGUAUGAAGAGGUUCUCAAGGACUUUAUCUUAAAUCUAAUACCAUAUAUGCAGGAAAGCCCCUUUUUCUCAUUUUUCUGGCAGUCGCAGGGAGUUCAGGAGUACUAUGAAUACGGUGGCCACUUGGAUCUGACCUAUAUGUUGCUCUUGAAGAAGUUACUGGAUGCCAAUGUCCUGAAUAACACCCUGGUACUCCUUAUGUCCGCCCACGGCUUGAGGGCUGGCACCUACAGGAUGAGCUUUCAGGGCAUGAAGGAGGAAUCGCAGCCCCUCAUGGUGGCCAUAUACCCCGAUUGGCUGAAGGAGAAAUACCCCCUGGCCAUGGAGAAUUUCGAGAAGAACGCCCACAGCCUAGUCACACCCUACGAUCUGCACGACACCCUGAUGGAUGUGACCAGUCUCGAUCUGCUGCAGGAUGCCAAUAUAGAGAGCCGAACGAAUAGUCUGAAGUCCCUUCCCGUCAAGAAGAUGCCCAGGGGCAUUAGCCUCUUUCUACCGAUUCCAGAGCAAAGGACCUGCGACCUGGCCCACAUACCAUCGCUCUUUUGCUUCUGCCGCGAUCUCACCGAAGUUCCCACGGAUGACGGCCUGGUCCUUCGUUGCAGUCGCUUUUUGGUGGAGUCCAUCAACAAGUUGAUCAAGCCCUUCGAAAAGUGCAGCCAGCUGAAGCUCCAGAUGGUUUUGCAGGCUCACUUCCUUGACUUUGGGGAGGAGUCCUUCGUCUACGAGCUGAGGCUGAGGGUAAGGACCACCCCCGGAUAUGGUAUAUUCGAGGCCACCGUUCGUCUUUCGGAUGCUUUACUGCUGACCAGCCCCAUCAGCCGGGUCAACCACUAUCUGGGCCAAUCCCACUGCGUCAGCGAUCCUGUACUAAAGCUAUUUUGUACCUGCAUUUAAAGAGUUUUAAA